Helianthus annuus (common sunflower) is the source of this 1303-nucleotide messenger RNA. RefSeq names its product CAX-interacting protein 4. The transcript is spliced from 3 exons. The record is from RefSeq and is a predicted model, not a curated record. Bases 178 to 1056 code for a protein of 292 amino acids. Lineage: Eukaryota; Viridiplantae; Streptophyta; Magnoliopsida; Asterales; Asteraceae. Gene Ontology annotation, molecular function: nucleic acid binding; zinc ion binding.
AUCUUAUAUAAAAGAAGCGAAACGCGGUUUUAAAAUCCUCCUUCGAUCAUUCAAUCAUCUUCGAGAAUUAUCAUCCCCAACCCAAUCUUGUCUGAUCUCCAUCUUCGAUCUACGUUGACAAUCUUGAUUGCAUCGUUCAUUACAAAAUAAUCACAGGUUUGUUUUUGAGUUUUCAAGAUGCCGGCCACCGCAGGAAGGGUUCGUAUGCCAGCAAACAACCGGGUGCACAGUAGUGCCGCCUUGCAAACCCACGGUAUAUGGCAGAGUGCUAUCGGAUACGACCCUUACGCCCCUAACAAAGAAGACAACAAGAAAUCAGCUCAGCCUCAAACCUCAAACGCAGAGCCUGAGGGUGAAAACGCUUACGCUAGCUUCCAAGGGUUACUUGCCCUUGCCCGGAUCACGGGGUCCAAUGCUGACGAGGCACGUGGGUCCUGCAAGAAAUGUGGUCGUGUGGGCCAUUUGACUUUUCAGUGCAGAAACUUUUUAAGCAUCAAGGAAGAUAAAGAGAAAGAUCCAGAAGCUAUUCAGGCUGCUGUGAUGUCAGGGUUAGAGAAAAUUAAAGGGAACGGGAAAAGAACUGUUAACGAGAGUUCAGACGAGAGUGAGGAAGAGGACAGUGAGAGUUCAGACUCCGAUUAUGAUUCCGAGAUUGAACGGGCUAUAGCUGCGAAAUACGGGAAAAAGUUGACCAAGUCAAAGUCUUCGAGAAAGAAGAAAGAUGAUGACUCAGAUGAUACUUCAGAGGACGAUGAGAGGAAAAAAAGAGGUAGGUCGAAGAAGAGAAGCGUUAAUAGGAGGAAAGAAAAGAAGAGGAGAAAAGAUGAGUCGUCUGAUGAUGAUGUGGACCGUCGAUCACGUAGGAGGAAGAGCAGGAAGGAGAAAAGGAGAAGGAGAAGCCAUCGGGAUCUGGAUGAUUCUGACAGCUCUGAAGAUUUGGGUAGACGCAAGAGGAGAAGCAACAGACGGUCUGAUUCUGAUUCGGAUGGCAGCAGCUCUGACGAUUCCCGGGUCGGGAGGGACAAAAGGCGGUCCGAUAGGAGGAGCAGGAAGUAGUACUCGCGAUCAUCGAAGGAAGUUGAAGCUUUAAUUAGCAUGGUGAUCUAUUGAUGAAGACGGUUAAAUCUAUUGUGGCAUGUAAACUUGUUAAACAAUAAACUACUGUUAUCUACUUGUGUUUUUCCGUGAUGGAAAUUGUAUGUUACUAAUGCUUGUUUAAUUAUGUGCUCUUUCAGAUUUUCAGUGUACAAAUUUCAUUAACAUCAUUCAGCUUUUUUCUAACUUUAAAAGAGUUUUAUCAUCA